AUGUCUGAUAAAAAAAUUUGUCAUUUAGGAUUGGUUUCCUUUAUUAUGUCCAUUGCAGGAUUUAUAUUGGGUAUGGAAAUUACAUCAUUAGCUGUCUUUUUAACUAGUGAAUAUUUUAAUCAAUAUUUUAAUAAUCCUUCACCUUUUCAACAAGGUAUUUUAAUGGCCUCUUCAACCUUCGGUGGUCUUUUCGGUUGUAUUAUCUAUACUUUGAUAGUAGCAAAGUGUGGCAGAGUCACUUUAUUCCAUCUUGGCUCCAUUUUAUGGUUUAUUGGCUCAAUUGUUGGGAUUUUUGUUUACAAUAUUUGGAUGAUUGCAGCAUCAAGAUUUAUUAAAGGUAUUACUAUUGGAAUUUUUUCAAUUUUAAUUCCUGCUUAUAUUAGUGAAUUAUAUCCAGCAAAGAAAAAGGGUAGGGUUAUGGGGUAUACUCAAUUAGCCUGCACACUAUCUACUCUUAUUAUUCAUUAUCUUUGUGUUGGAUUAAAUGAACUUGGAAAUGAUGUUUCAUUUAGAGCUGCUUGGGGGUUCGAAAUUUUACCAGUAUUAUUGUUUUUUGGUCUUACUUUCUGGUUACCUGAAACUCCACAAUGGUUAACUUUACAUGGGGACUAUACCAAAGCUCAAAUAAUUCAAAAUAAUGUUGCAACAAGUUACAAUUCAAGACAUAAUGAAGUUAAUCAUAUUGAUCUUUUACAUAAAAUCGAUUUAGCUGGUAUUUAUGGUGAUGGUUCAAAUGAUUUGAAAUACAUGGACCUUUUCAAGAAGCCUUAUUGGAAACAAACUCUUUUCGGAACUAUUUUACAAUUGUUAGUUCAAUUUAGUGGUAUCAACAUUUUGUUGUUUUACAUCACCUAUAUUUGUGAAAUGAUUGGUUUGAAAGGUGAGGAAAAAUUUGUUUGUGCUUCCAUUCCAUAUUUUAUUAACACUGGGUUAAGUCUUUUCCCAAUUAUGUAUAUGGAUCAUGUCAAGAGGAAAAUAAGUACCUUAUUUGGUGCUUUCCCUUUAAGUUUGAUAAUGAUUGCUAUAGGUGUUAUAAUGGCCGUAUUUGGUCAUAGUGUUAAACCUAUUGAUGGUAAUAAGUCCAUUGUUUGGUUUAUUGAAGGUAAACCGGGGCUUUGGAUCUUGGGGCUUUGCCUCCUUUUCGUUGUCAUUUUUGCUUUGACGUUAUCUUGUAUGCCAACAAUUUUUACAAGUGAGAUUUUUGAAUUGAAAUCAAGACCAAAAGGAAUGGCGUUCUGUAUUUCAGCUGGGUGGUUAUUAAACUGUAUUUUGACUUUGUUAGCACCCUUAAUGAUGGAAUAUUUGAAAUGGGGGACAUUUAUCUUACUUGGAGGUGUUACCUUUGUUGUUUCAAUUAUAAUUUCCAUCUAUGGUAAAGAAACUUAUAAUUUAAGUGAAAAACAGAUUUCUAGUUUGUUUGAUAAAAAUAAAAGGGGUAGUUUCACGGGUUCAAGUGAUGAUAAUAAAAGUACCAGUACUAAUGAGAAUACAACCAUGUCCAUUUCAAUCAAAUCCAAAGAAAACCCUGCAAGUCAACCUAUCAUUUUACAAAAAUACUCCGGGUCGUCAUUUUCUGUUUGA
Molecule: messenger RNA, 1581 nt
Organism: Naumovozyma dairenensis CBS 421
Lineage: Eukaryota; Fungi; Ascomycota; Saccharomycetes; Saccharomycetales; Saccharomycetaceae
Exons: 1
Coding region: 1-1581 (526 amino acids)
Biological process (GO): carbohydrate transport; transmembrane transport
Cellular component (GO): membrane
Molecular function (GO): carbohydrate:proton symporter activity
Source: RefSeq, a predicted model, not a curated record